Protopolystoma xenopodis is the source of this 201-nucleotide messenger RNA. Lineage: Eukaryota; Metazoa; Platyhelminthes; Monogenea; Polystomatidea; Polystomatidae. The record is from the annotation of a GenBank genome assembly.
AUCUCGCCAGCCAUGGCAGCAGCUGCGGCUGCCAGUAUGGGCUCAAAUAGUCUCUUGGCUGGACAGGCAGAGCAGGAUAAAAUCACUCUAAUUAUGCAGGUUCUUCAGCUGAGUGAAGAGCAAAUUGCUAUGCUACCUGAUGACCAGAGAAGGAGCAUUCGUAUACUCAAGGAGCAGGUUGGCAAAGCAGGAGCUAUCUGA